Molecule: messenger RNA, 1959 nt
Organism: Arvicola amphibius (Eurasian water vole)
Lineage: Eukaryota; Metazoa; Chordata; Mammalia; Rodentia; Cricetidae
Gene: P4ha3
Product: prolyl 4-hydroxylase subunit alpha 3
Exons: 13
Coding region: 1-1734 (577 amino acids)
Biological process (GO): peptidyl-proline hydroxylation to 4-hydroxy-L-proline
Cellular component (GO): endoplasmic reticulum
Molecular function (GO): iron ion binding; L-ascorbic acid binding; protein binding
Source: RefSeq, a predicted model, not a curated record
AUGGGCCCCGGGGCGAGGCUGGCGGCGCUGCUGGCGCUGCUGGCCCUCGGGGCAGAGGACCCCGCGGCGGCCACCGCGCGGGAGGACACCUUCUCCGCGCUGACCAGCGUGGCGCGCGCCCUGGCGCCCGAGCGCCGGCUGCUGGGGACACUGAGGCGCUACCUGCGCGGGGAGGAGGCGCGGCUGCGCGACCUGACCAGAUUUUACGACAAGGUGCUUUCUUUGCACGAGGACGCGACAGUCCCUGUCGUGAACCCUCUGCUUGCCUUUGCUCUCAUCAAACGUCUGCAGUCUGACUGGAGGAACGUGGUGCACAGUCUGGAGGCUGCUGAGAACAUCCGAGCCCUGAAGGAUGGUUAUGAGAAGGUGGAGCAAGACCUUCCUGCUUUUGAGGACCUUGAGGGAGCAGCGAGAGCCCUAAUGCGCCUGCAGGAUGUGUACAUGCUCAACGUGAAGGGCCUGGCCCAGGGUGUCUUCCAGAGGGUCACGGGCUCCUCCAUCACUGACCUGUACAGUCCCAGGCAACUCUUCUCCCUCACAGCGGAUGACUGCUUCCACGUAGGCAAGGUGGCCUACGACAUGGGGGACUACUACCACGCCAUCCCGUGGCUGGAGGAAGCUGUUAGUCUUUUCCGAACAUCUUACGGACAAUGGAAGACAGAGGAUGAGGCCAGUCUGGAUGACGCCCUGGAUUACCUGGCUUUUGCCUGUUUCCAGGCAGGAAAUGUUUCGUGUGCCCUUAAGCUCUCCCGAGAGUUCCUUCUCUACAAUCCAGGUAAUAAGAGGAUGGCCAGGAACGUGUUGAAAUAUGAAAGACUCUUGGCAGAGAGCACUCAUCAGGAGGCGACUGGAGUUGUCAUUCAGAGGCCCAACGUGCCCCACCUGCAAACCAGAGACACGUACGAGGAGCUAUGCCAGACCCUGGGCUCCCAGCCCACACACUACCAAAUCCCCAGCCUCUACUGCUCCUACGAGACCAACUCCAGCCCCUACCUGCUGCUCCAGCCCGCCCGCAAGGAGGUCAUUCACCUGCGGCCCUUUGUGGCUCUCUACCAUGACUUUGUUAGUGAUGCGGAAGCUCAGAAAAUCCGAGAGCUUGCCGAUCCCUGGCUCCAGAGAUCCGUGGUGGCUUCGGGGGAAAAGCAGUUACCAGUGGAGUACCGCAUCAGCAAAAGCGCCUGGCUGAAGGAUACGGUUGACCCAAUGCUGGUGACCCUCGACCGCCGCAUUGCUGCCCUCACAGGCCUCGACAUCCAGCCUCCCUACGCAGAGUACCUCCAGGUGGUGAACUAUGGAAUCGGGGGGCAUUAUGAGCCUCACUUUGACCACGCCACGUCGCCAAGCAGCCCCCUGUACAGGAUGAAGUCUGGGAAUCGAGUUGCAACAUUUAUGAUCUAUCUGAGCGCAGUAGAAGCUGGAGGAGCCACGGCCUUCAUCUAUGCCAACUUCAGUGUUCCUGUGGUUAAGCACUGUUUUGGUGGAACCUGCACAGGAGUGGGGAGGGAGAUGAUGACACACUUCAUGCUGGCUGUCCUGUCCUGGUGGGAGAUAAGUGGGUGGCCAACAAGUGGAUACACGAGUAUGGACAGGAAUUCCGAAGACCCUGCAGCACCAACCCUGAAGACUGAAGCAUUGGCAGAUGGCAGCUUGUCAGUCAGAGAAGCCAGGAGACCAAGCCACGGGCAGAGAGGAGCGCAGCUUCCUGAAGGAAGGCCUCGUGGCAAGGCCUUAUGAGUGGAAGCUAAGAGAUGCUUCUACCAGGAAUGCUCCCCGACACUGCCCCAGAAUUUGCAUUUGGUUCUACUCCAGCUGUGAGACUUAGAAUGGACGAUACAAAGAGGUCUGAGAUGUUUUUAGUGCUCAGAAGCCCUUGGGAAUGAAACAGAUGAACUCAGUAUAGAACACUUGUUUAGCAUGUGCAAAUACCUACCUGGGUUCUGUUCACUAGCACUGAACACA